Penicillium canescens is the source of this 498-nucleotide messenger RNA. RefSeq names its product Aminoglycoside phosphotransferase. NCBI's taxonomy places the organism in Eukaryota, Fungi, Ascomycota, Eurotiomycetes, Eurotiales, Aspergillaceae. The record is from RefSeq and is a predicted model, not a curated record. The transcript has 2 exons. The coding region runs from base 1 to 498 and encodes 165 amino acids.
AUGGAACUAUUCAUGCGCCCAAUAGCCGAUCCACAAAGUCGUGAGCCUGAUGGAUCUUUUCCACUGGAUGGAAAGGAUCUUAAUUCUGUCACAGAUGAGGCUCUGGUGAUCUUUCUCACAACGGCUUCUAUUCUCCAUCAGCUAGGUGGAACGACGGUUGUGCGGCUUUCAGAGACUUUGAUCAUGAAGGGUGGCGGCAGUGUCAUGGCUAGUGAAGCGCAAAUGCUUCGUCUUAUCGCUUCCAGAACCAUUAUUCGAGCCCCACGAGUCUAUCGCUCAUUCCAGGUAAAAGAUGAUACACAUACACAAUAUUUUGGCACAUCUGGGUAUAUUGUCAUGGAUUUUAUCCCAGGCCAACCGCUGGAUGAGUGCUGGAACACCCUAUCCCGUGACACCCAAAGGAAAAUCGCUGCGCAGGUUGCUGAAAUGAUACAAGAGAUGCAGCCCAUUGAGCUUUUAAAGCCCGGCCCCAUUCGUGGAGGACCAUAUCCUAAGUGA